GAGAGAGAGGGGUGAUGAGGGUAGUGGGGGCAGCCCCAAUUUCGUUCUAGGUGCGUUGCUUAACGCCAACCCCACGUUUCCCCUAUGCCUCUCAACCUUACGCCUCUCUCUCUCUCUCUCUCUCUCUCUCUCUCUCUCCCCUCACGCUGGCCUUUAAAUGCUGAGAUUUUUUUCUCUCUCCAACUCUCCCACUCUGUCUCUCGUCUCUCUCGCGCUCCCUGCGGCUACGCUUUACCUCGUAAGUGGAGUUCUACCUCCGUAGAUGGAGUUCGAGAGCCAUACUCCGGGCACGCCCUCCGACCCAGACACUCCUCGGACCCCUCUCCGUCAUCGCCACAAUUCCACCGUGCAUCAGGUCCUCCAGCUGAUCCAAUCGGACGACCUGGAUUCGAAAAUUCAGGCUGCCCGAGAGAUCCGACGCCUCACCAAGACCUCCCAACGGUCUCGCCGUCAGCUAUCCGCCGCCGUCCACCCACUCGUCGCCAUGCUCUGCUCCUCCUCGCUCCUCUGCAACGAGGCCGCCCUCCUUGCCCUCCUCAACCUCGCCGUCAAAGACGAAAAAAAUAAGAUAAGCAUUGUGGAUGCUGGGGCCCUUGAACCAAUAAUCAGGUUUCUUCAGUCAGAAAGUUCAACCCUGCAGGAGUAUGCAACUGCUGCUCUGCUCACCCUUUCUGCUUCUGCCAUUAACAAGCCAAUUAUAAGUGCUUCUGGGGUGAUUCCUAUCCUUGUGGGAAUCCUCAGGGAUGGAAGUUUACAAGCCAAGGCGGAUGCUGUAAUGGCUCUUUACAAUCUCUCAACACAUCUGAAUAAUCUCAGCAUCAUUCUGGAAGCAAAGCCGAUACCCCCCCUAGUUAAUUUGCUUAAGACCUGUAAACAAUCUUCAAAAACAGCUGAAAAAUGUAGUGCGCUUAUAGAGUCAUUGGUGGAAUUUGACGAGGGCAGAACUGCAUUGACAGCUGAAGAUGGCGGAGUGCUUGCCGUGGUUGAAGUGCUCGAGAGUGGGUCUCUCCAAAGUCGUGAGCAUGCACUUGGGGCACUGCUGACAAUGUGUCAGAUUGAUCGUUGUAAAUAUAGGGAACCGAUUCUUAGAGAAGGCGUAAUCCCCGGUCUUCUUGAGCUCACUGUUCAAGGAACACCUAAUUCUCAGUCAAAAGCACAAUUGCUGUUGCAGCUAUUGAGGGAUUCUCCUUACCGAAGGACCGAAACUCAAGCCGACACCCUAGAGAGUAUUGUAUGCAACAUAAUCUCUCAGAUUGAUGGCGAUGAGCAAUCUGAGAAAGCAAAGAAAAUGCUAGCCGAGAUGGUGCAGGUUAGUAUGGAGCAAAGCUUGAGACAUCUACAGCAAAGGGCUCUGGUAUGCACCCCAAGUGAUCUUCCCAUUUCUAGUUGUACUACUAAGUUUCUUUGACAUGUUAGUUUUGGUUUGUCAGUUUUCUGUUUUUUUUCUCCCUCCCUCUCUUAUUUGGGUUUGUGAGAUUAACAUUUCCAUAUUAGGAAAAGAAAUAAGAAAUAGUGGAGAAUGCCAGUCCAGGCCGAUGUAUGGUACCGAGUGACUGGUCAGUGGUCAAUAAACUUCAGAUUGUAUGUUGUUGGAAUCAUAGUUUUUUCGUUGGUCUGUAAAAAAAUUUUCUUGUAUCAAAUGUUACAGAAUCAGUAAAGGUUUUUUUCUCUUA
Molecule: messenger RNA, 1673 nt
Organism: Malania oleifera
Lineage: Eukaryota; Viridiplantae; Streptophyta; Magnoliopsida; Santalales; Ximeniaceae
Product: U-box domain-containing protein 4
Exons: 2
Coding region: 263-1408 (381 amino acids)
Cellular component (GO): nucleus; cytoplasm
Molecular function (GO): protein binding
Source: RefSeq, a predicted model, not a curated record